Molecule: messenger RNA, 1016 nt
Organism: Panicum virgatum (switchgrass)
Lineage: Eukaryota; Viridiplantae; Streptophyta; Magnoliopsida; Poales; Poaceae
Exons: 4
Coding region: 1-978 (325 amino acids)
Source: RefSeq, a predicted model, not a curated record
AUGCGGCGGGCGGUGGCUCGGGAUAUGAAGCUCGAGGGCGACGCGAGGGUCCCCUUUAUAGGGAAAGUGAGGCGGUGGAGGUGGGGGCAGGGCAGCAGCGACGUCAACGGCGGCGCUGUGCUAGGGUCGCCGGCGUCGUUCGUGCACAGGGUGACGGCGCGCGCGCGGGAGACGGGAGGGACACGGGAGCCGGAACGGAGCGGACGGCGCCCCAAAUCCUUUUCUCGCUCGCGUCGCCGGUGCCGCUGCAGGCGCGCCUGGCCGUCGGGCUGUUGCUGCGCCUGGCCGCCGGGUCGCCGGUGCCGCUGCAGGCGCGCCUGGCCGCCGGGUCGCCGCUGCGACAAGCCACCGCGCCUGCCCGCCGCGGUGCUUGACUGCCGGAGUGCUGGGCCGCCGCCGCUGGAGGGCAGCGGGCCCAUCGCCAGCGCGAGUGGGAGGUGGCUGCGGACCCGUGCCCUGCUGCCAAGCAUCGAUUGGUCAUGGCACAAGGCCAACUCCUCGCUGCAAGUCAAUCUCAAUCAAUUUUUCAGCACACAUGAGUCAUACAAAUUAUUCUUGUAUACAGCAUCGACUGCACCCCCCUCCCAGCAGCUUCACAGCGGCGGCGCUGGCCCUCCUCCACCAGCGCGGCGGCCUCCCGCAGCGGUGGCCCAGCGGGCCAGGCGCCACCUCCUGCAGCGGCGGCCCGGCCAGGCGCCCAGGCUCCACGACACGGCGGCGGCCUCCCGCAGCAGGCCUGGCGGCGUCCCGGCCUCCCGCAGCAGAGGCGCGGCGGCGGGAUUGGGCGGCGACGCGAGGGGCGCGCCGGCGCCGUCCGCUCCGUUCCGCCUCCCGUGUCCCUCCCGUCUCCCGCUGUUAGCCCAUGUGGGGAAUUUUUUUCCCUGCAUGCGGGCCCAACACAGGGAGCCAUGGGAUUUGAUUUGGAGGGCUGAGAUCUACCUAAUGUCCCAUUGUGACAUUGCUACCCAAUGUCACUGAAUCUGAGUCCCCUCCCCACCGCUCCUCGCCACACUCUU